Molecule: messenger RNA, 2602 nt
Organism: Spodoptera exigua (beet armyworm)
Lineage: Eukaryota; Metazoa; Arthropoda; Insecta; Lepidoptera; Noctuidae
Source: the annotation of a GenBank genome assembly
UGACAACUUAAACAGCUGAUCUGCGCAUUCUGCGACUGCGCUGUUUAUGUGUUAUUUAUUUUUGUUGAUAUUAUAUUGAUACUGAGAUGUUUCUGAAUUAUCUACUGUAAUUUUUAUCACUUGUGAUCAGAACGUUCACAGUUGCUUUCUUAAUGACUUUUUAUCUAAUAUGUCAAAUCACGAAGUUAUACAAGAAUAUUCCAAUUCCAUAAAACAUCUCAAAAAAGAAUGCAUCGACGCAGGCAUGACUGAAGAAGAAUUUAGAAGAAUGUAUUUAAGUUCUCUUGAAACAUUAGAUGAUGAGGAACGCCCCAAUAAUGUUCCACGCAGAUUUAUUACCAAAUUUAGAGUUUUUCUAGUUAUGCUUCUUAUUAUACUCUACAUAGUUUAUGAUUACAAAAGUAUCUACAGUAGUAUUGUAUGUAACUUACAAGAGUUUAUUUAUCCCGGUUUAAAACUACUAAGAAAAAUUACAAUUCCAUUUAUAUCACUGUUCCCUUCCCUAACAGAAUACUAUCACGAAACAUGCCUGAUUCAAAAUCCUUACUUUUCUGUGGUUGACAUGGACUGCUGGCCAUGCAGCACAGUGACUAACAUCAGAGAGGUCAAUGAUCCAAAACCUGUCACUCAGCAACAAACUGCUCCAUUUAUUUAUGAGACUACACAGCAGAUUAUAAAUUUGGAAGCAUUAAAACAAAUGUAUUUAAAAAACAGAGAAACUUUUGAUAAAGAGUCGCCUAAGAUUUUAACAAAUAAUAAAUAUUAUUCAAGUCCAAGCUAUUUAUUUAUUGACAGACCACUAGAAGACCAGAGCUUCUAUAUCUGGAAAUUCAAUAACAUGAAUAUAGCAAAAGUGUUAAGGCAAGUUAUACCAAGACCAGAAGUAGUUCCAAAGUUUGGACAAAGCACUGAAAGAUUUAUUAUUGUUGACACAAGUCAGAGAUCUUUCAGUAUACCUGACACAGAAUGCAGUUUCUCAUUUCUACUAGCUUUAAGUGGUUCUAGAGAAAUCCAUUUGUUACCAGCUGAAGAAUGUAAACAUCAGUGCAAGACACUAAAAGUAAAAUUAAAGGAAACUUAUUUAUUGUGGUAUAACUGGUGGUACUGGAGGCCUGCAGUUCAGAGCUCAAUGGGGAAUAAUACAUUUAUUGCUCAUGUUGGCUCAUAUUGCUGACUAGAGCUUAGAAACUUCUGUACAAGAAAUUCCCUAAAGUAGAAGUUGUGUUACAUCUAUAUUUAUUAUCUAUUUAUUGCCUAUGGGGCUAUGGGAUCAUACCAAAAAAAUCAAAAUACAAAACUGGAAUGUGCAAAACACCAAUUUAUUAAAUUAUAAAAUAAAUAAAAUUAACUAAAAAUCAACUAAAUGCUUUCAUUCAAACUUUUCUUUCAACUUGUCUUUGAGGAAUACUGGUACUAGAGAGAUGAGUGCAAAUACACUUAGUACUGUCACUGAGGUCCAUGACCAUGCAUCACUUGUUGAUGUCAAUGUGUGUAGAGUUUGACCAGCUUUGAUAGCCACAAAUGAUGGAGGAGCUACUCCUAUGAAUGUUCCCAAAGCAAAUGGUAUCAAAGGCACACCUAUCACAGGUGCAGACAUAUUAAUAAACCAAUUAGGUAAAAAGGGUGUCACCCUCAAAAAUAUCAUGUAGUUGAGCAGAUUAUUUUUGUGCUUGGUCACUGCUAUGGCCCAUUGUUCAGCUUUUUCUGGGAAAAAUUUCUUCACUAACUUCUUACCAAGAAGAUUAGACAAGAAGAAACAUAAACUUGCACCUAUUGCAGAACAGCAGCAUACUAAAAGUAAUGCUAGAUAGAAAGGGAACAAAAAACCUGAAAGAAUACUUAAAAAAAUUGAUCCAGGUAUUGCAAAUGUUUGCAAAAAUAUGUAAACUAAGAACACUCCAAAUAAUACUUCGUAAAAAUACUUUUCCUUAUAUCGGUCUAGUACUAAACCUAAGUGUUUAGCAUCUUCAAGGUCCCAUGGUAAAUGCAAGUGUUGUUUUUCGUACUUACUCUUCUAGAUCUGGAAACUGUUUGUAUAGCAGCCCCAAAGCUAACAGGGAUGAUACAAAUAUUAUUCCAACUAAUAUCAAAGCCUUGGAUGUGGACAAGUCAUCAGCACUGGUUUUCAAACUAGUUGUUGAAUCUUGAGAGUUUCUUGCGCGUGAAUUUCGUCUUCGAGCAUUAUUUGCGUUCAUGUUUGCUUACUUUAAAUAAAAUAAGGUUUAUACAUUCAGUAUUAUUGAUAUAAUAGAAGUAUUCGUAGAUACUACCUCCACUGACUAACCCUAUAUAUAUUUAAUACAAUAAUCACACUUUAAACAAAACUUGUGUAUUUAAAUCUAAAAUUUUACAAGUUCACCCUGUGACAAGUCAAAGAUGAUUCGGAAUUUGAAUCUAAUGACAUGAAGAGAUGUUGAAAUGCCUGCAUGCUAGGGGAAUUUCAUUAGGUGAAGUUUUAUUUCUUUCUAAUCGUGACUUUUAGACAGAGUUGUGAAUACAAUUUAUGCUAUUAAACCUAGCCCAUUAGUAGUUAUCAAUUUUAUUGAACGCAAAAGUCAGACUCGGAGCAAUGAAUGAACAAGUGACAUGACAGUGACAUGAG